AUGUUCGUGAAACGUUAUGCCUCCGACCAGGCCCCUGCGCUGGCGAUGCCCGCGAGCUACCUUCAAAACCUGACACUGAACGGUCGAUUGCCAUCCUUGCCUCGAGCAUUGCAGCCGCCCAAGGCUGAGAAGGCUAAGGAAUACCUUCGUCUGGCCAGGCUUCUUCUCUCGAAAGGAGAUUCUGAGGCCCCGGCUGGCCAUAGGGGAGGCAGUGAAGAUGAUGCUGCAGCCCAAAGCUCAAUGUCAACCUCGAGGCAAGCUCACGGCGAGCUCAUCAGCACCGGGACGAAGAAGCAGCACGGCAUGAAGAAGUACCCGAAGACCGAUAUCCUGCCGGCGGAUUCAGAGUGCCCUGAGGGCCCAAGUUCGUUGCUGGAGGCUUUUGGGUGGGGCGACAAGUUCCUGGACAUCUUAUCGAACCACCUAGGCAAGCCUGUGGUGCAAGCCAGGCUGAGACAGUGGGAGUGGGACGUGACGACUACGUUCUCAGGACCCCCAUGUACGCCGUUCUCGGCUAUGGGAGCGAGAUCCGGAAAGGAGCAUUGGGCUUUCGGAACUCACACUGAGCACUUCAAUGUGCAGAAGAGGUUGAAAACAGACUUGCUCCUGGUGGAAAACGUCCCCGAAUACAAUGUGGAGUGUGUGAGACAAGCCCUUGGCCCAACCUACAAGGUGUUGUCCGUAAAAGUUGACCCCAGAGCAUUCGGCCAAAGGGCUGCAAGGGCACGUGUGUACAUAGUUGCGUACCGGCGCAAAGCCUUGAAAUUCAGGGACGGAACUUCCUUGCACAGCAUGCUUUCUUUGUUACGGCAGAAGCCAAUCCUCAGCAUCAGCGACUACUUUUGGAAGCAGCUUCCACCCAUCAGGCUAUCUGGGCCAAAUGCUGCCAACCUGGCAGACUAUGAGGAGCUCUAUCCGCACAAGAUGUAUCCCGACUUGCAGCAGACGGCCUCCAAGAUGCGAGGCGGCAGCGGGACCAAAGUCAAGAUUCAGGCUGGGCCAUGGUCGGGUGAAGUGCUGACAGCUCUUCAGACAUUCGAUCCAGAACGUGAUGAGCACCCUUGUGAGUACGUGGCCACCAAGCUUGCGACCCUGAACUACGAUGCCUUGCACACCUGGUUGCAGCAAAUGUCCGACGGCGCGGUCAUGCACCCAUCCAGUGUCAACAUGCCUGCGGACAAGACAUCGACGGUGUUCCAAACCCCGAUCUUGUCCUUUGGGUAUAAAAAGCCCACUGAUGGGUGGCCGAUCCUGGGGGAUUGGGUUGGCCAUGCAACAUCUAUCUACACGAAUGGGUAUGAGUCGUGGAGAGAGACGGUCGAGUUGAAGGUUGUGUCAGAUGCGAGCCUCGGCCAGCCUAUGAGCUGGGGAUGCGUUCUCCCGGCCAAGGGCUUUGGCAGGAUCAGCGUGCUGCUCUUUGGCAUCAUCUACUCCUAUUCCGAGAUGCAUGGCAAGCCCCACUGGUCGGACGAUGUAGAGAAGGAGUUCAAGCAGUGCUCCGUCUUGUGGAUCCGGACCGCCAUCGCGAUUCCGACAGUGUUCAUCAAGGCGGCCGAGCACGAGUACAACUGGCGACGCUUGCAGCUGAAUAUCCAGGCCACGGAGAAGCAAAGGCGCAACAUGCUGCAGCAAUGCUUGAUCUUCCAUGCUCGGGCUGAGGACAUUCUGGCAGAUAAUUGGCAGCAAUGUGUGGCCACGGCCGGGGCAGCGAAGAAGGACAGCAAGGAAGCAUACCACACGGCUUUCCUGGCGGCCAUCAGCGAGUACAACAACUACGGGGCUGCCAAAACAAGCUCGAAGUAUCAGAUUGACAGUGGCACAGCCAAUGCGAUGUUUGGCUUGAAAGUAGAGAUCGUGACCUUGUUGGGCACCGUGCAUGAGCACAUGGUUAAGGCUGUCGAUGCGUCCGGGAAUAGCCUUUUCUCCAAAGAGGUGCUGGAGGAUGUGAAUCGCAGAAUCUUGGAGGGGGACUAUCACGAGGAAGCCGGCACACACAUGGAAGCCAUGUGCCAGGCGUUCAAGCCGAACCACAUGGCAAUGUGGGCAGACAAUCUCCCAAGCCUACGUUCCGACUCCGCAAUGGGCGAUGCCGAGAACGCCCUCAACCAGAUGUCCGCCGAAACGCAACGAUUGACUUGGGAACAGGAUACUCUCAAGCUAGCCUCUGACGUUGCGAUGAUUGGCAAGAUGUACAGCAGUUUCCAGAAGAGUGAACGAACACGGAAUUCCUUGGGAGCUACACUUGUCGAGAACACGAUGGACAGGUGGUGCAAGCACGUCACUGGGACGGAGGACUUAAACACCAUUGCCACCCAGAUCAAGAAUAUCCUGAGCCGCAGACCCCUCGCGAGCAUGGCAGUGGUUAUGGCGCCGCGAAUCGAGGAGAAGCUGGAGGCAAAGGAUCUGACCUCGGAGAUGAUCAUCGUGAGGAUGGAGAAUCCACCCAGCUCGAAGGCGGUGCCAAUGAACCUGCCAGGAUGGCUUGUUUAUGAUGAUGCCGGAGUGGACGACAACGAGUUUGCUUCGUGCCGCUUGAGAAUGGACAGGGGGACCAGGGAGCCCAUACCCUGGGCGCCUGAACGCCUCUACGUUGUGCCGAAUGGGGCGAAGGAGGCGGCGCAACUCCUGGCAGGAGGUGAAUUCCCUGUGUCUGUGAUGAGCGCCUGCCUCACCGGCGCGAACCAGGCCCUUUUGCCAGCAGUCAAAGCCAGCCGCUUGGUCAGGGUGAUCAACAUCACCCCUUACGACGGGCAUUUCGAAAAGGCAAUGCUCCGCUAUCAUCUGGGGGAAGACGAGCGUCCUCGCAUUUCCUGCUUAUCAGUCGGGCAAGACCCUGCCAUCAUGCAGUACUCCCAAUCGGUGCUCGCCCUGUCGCUCAUGGAGGACUGGAAGAAUGAUCACAAGAUGCUCCACUCGGAGCCCGGCUACAAGAAGUACGAGAAAAACCCAGUGGAACCCACAACGGACUUCGACCUCAGAGACUUCCCCUUGAAGAUGGUGACCUGCACCCUGGACAACAGCAAGCGAAGCUUGGAGAAGCUUCGACUUGCCCUGCCUACGGAGAUUCGGACGAAAUACGCCGCAGAUCCCUUGCGAAGCCAGGAAUGGUUGGAACUCGUGGCGGCUUUCGAUUCGCAGUUUGGCACCAACACGCCUGCCGCGACCGAAGCCUCGGCUGCGCCAGCUGCUGCUGGGACCUCGAAGCCAGGAUGGUCCAGUGAGCCAACGACUCUGGAUGCCCUUUGCUCUACCUACGACAUCGAGUUCAAAAUCGCAUCAAGAACACCUGGGGCAUCCCUGUUCAUUGUCAAAGCCACUGAUCGAGGCGGGAAUCUCUCGGAGGUCGAGGAGGGCCAGGACAUGAAGAUGUUCCUUGUAGCCACAGCCGCAGCUUCACCAACGACGGCCAGACCAUCGCCGCUGCCAAUGCAAUCAGAAGAUAGGACCGACCCAAUGCAGAGGGAGAAGCGAUCUGAGCUGGCACAGAGCUUGGCUGUUGCCAUGAAGCAGACCAAAGAAAAGCUCAAGAAGGACGGUGGUGACAGUGGUGACAGCAAGGCAAAGGCCACAGGUCUGAGUGCAGCUCAGAGCUGGGCAAAGGCGAAAAACGAGGGCAAGAAUGACCCGAAGAAGAAGGGCCCGAAAAGCAAGAAGGCCAAAAAGGCCAAGGCAGAGUCAGAGGAGCACCACAUCGAGGGGGAGGGCGAGGAGGAGGAGGACCUAGACGAGGUGGACGCCCUUGGCGAGGGCUUGUUGGACAGUGACGAAGACAUCAACAAAGAUGAGAAGAAGGAGGCAAAGAAGAAGGCCAAAGCCAAGGAAACGGCCAAGGAUGAGAAGGACACAGAGGAGACAGACGACAAGAAACCCGCCCCCAAGACCAAGGCGAAGGCCAAGGCGAAGGGCCAGGCCGGCGCGAAAACCAAAGCCAAAGCCAAGGCAAAGGGCAAAGCGAAGGAGAAGUGA
This is a messenger RNA of Symbiodinium sp. CCMP2592, 3966 nucleotides long. Lineage: Eukaryota; Dinophyceae; Suessiales; Symbiodiniaceae. The record is from the annotation of a GenBank genome assembly.